Molecule: messenger RNA, 3931 nt
Organism: Hippoglossus stenolepis (Pacific halibut)
Lineage: Eukaryota; Metazoa; Chordata; Actinopteri; Pleuronectiformes; Pleuronectidae
Gene: st8sia5
Product: ST8 alpha-N-acetyl-neuraminide alpha-2,8-sialyltransferase 5
Exons: 10
Coding region: 631-2130 (499 amino acids)
Biological process (GO): oligosaccharide metabolic process; N-glycan processing
Molecular function (GO): alpha-N-acetylneuraminate alpha-2,8-sialyltransferase activity
Source: RefSeq, a predicted model, not a curated record
GUCUUCUGGCUGUAUUACAACGGAGCAUCUGACUGAGUGCGCGUCCCCGUGUGCCAGGCGGAGAAAAGGCGCAUCCUCCUCCAUUUAGAUUUCGGUCACGCAGCUUUGCUCACAUUUGAGAUGAAGCAUGCGGGACCCGUGUGUUGUCUCUCUCUCUCGCAGCUCGCACCAGUUAUUUAAAGACAGAGAAAGAAAGAAAAACCGAAUGCACCUUCUUUAUCUGAUUAAGUAAUUCAGGAUUUAUUCUGGACAAUAACAAUCUGAGCGUGUUGUUGUGGAUAACCUGGAUUGUUUGCCUGCGACUGCACCUCCUCGACGUUUUUUCUCCCAUCCAGCUGUUAACAGCAUCUGCAGCAGCCUAUAUUACACACACACACACACACACACAAACACAGACAUCCAGGGUUUAUUCUAGGCAGGACUGGAUGCAGAGCCCGUUGACGGCUGCUGAUACAUUGCGAUGCUUCUCCUGCAGCAGCGGUGAUGUGAUGGCGUGAGGGGCAGUGAGCUGAAGCCCAGUGAGGAGGUGAGGGACGAUGCCCGGUGCAGCGGGCACAAGGCACCUGCGACCCCGGCCGUGAAUGCAGCGGAGAGCGACACCUUAGCGGGUGUCCCCACCUUCAGCCCUGGAUGCUGCGCCGCAGGAUGGGAUACGCCGACCCCUCGUCGGGUAAAGACAUACUCGGCAAUCGCUCCCUUUGUUUCAUAUUCAUUUGCGCCUUCGGCCUCGUCACGUUACUGCAGCAGAUUCUCUACGGGAAGAACUACGUCAAGAAACUAAACAUCAAUAAGGACUUGAAAACAGGAUGUGAACAUAAACUGGGGCCCCUCAUCUCUCUGGAAUUACUUUCUUUACUUGCGCAACAGUUUAGCCGACUCAAAGGGGACGAGACAGGAAAUUGGACCGGUCCCGUCAAUUUCUCGGAUGACGGACCGCUGAAGCCGGCCAGAAAUGGAAGGAAAAGAUGUUUCCGUCAGAAUAUUCAGCCAGAUUCAAAGAUCUCCGUAGUAGUCGUACCCUGCGUAGGCGGUAAUAAGAAGAAAAAAAAACGCUCUCACAGGUAUCUGGAUAACUAUGAUGGCCCCUUUGAUUACAACUCCACUGCAUGCAGGGAGCUCAGGCAGGAGAUUAUGGAUGUCAAAGUCCUGACAAUAGACAUGGUUAAACGGAAAAUUCAUGGCCAUGGGUAUCCUUCCUCAUUCCACAAGUCUCUCUGCCUGUCUGCCAGGGUGAAAACCUCAGACCUGUUUGAGAGGUGGCGGAACCUGCAGGUGUGUAAGUGGGAGCAGAACAAGGAGGAGGCCAGCAACUUCAAGAUGUCUCUGUCUCGCUGCUGUAAUGCUCCUUCCUUCCUGUUCACCACCAAGAGGAACACACCUGCAGGCACCAAGCUGAGGUACGAGGUGGACACCAGUGGUAUCCUCCCCAUCACCACAGAGGUCUUUAAGAUGUUCCCAGAUGAUAUGCCGUAUUCCAAAUCGCAGUACAAGAAAUGUGCUGUCAUUGGAAAUGGCGGCAUCAUCAAGAACAGCAAGUGUGGAAAGGAAAUCGAUUCAGCAGAUUUUGUAUUUAGGUGCAACAUCCCGCCCAUUAUUGAGAAGUACUCAGCGGAUGUUGGCACUAAAACAGAUCUGGUGACAAUAAAUCCGAGCAUUAUUACUGAGAGAUUUCAGAAGCUGGAGAAAUGGCGGCGUCCGUUUUACGAAGUCCUCCAGAACUACGAGAACUCCUCGGUGGUGCUUCCAGCCUUCUACAACACCCGCAACACAGACGUAUCUUUCAGGGUCAAAUACAUGCUGGACGACUUCGACUCGCAGCGAGGCGUGUUUUUCUUCCACCCGCAGUACCUGCUCAACGUGCAGCGCUUCUGGGCGGUGCAGGGCGUCCGGGCCAAGAGGCUCAGCAGCGGCCUGAUGCUCGUGACCGCCGCCUUGGAGAUGUGCGAGGAGGUUCACCUCUACGGCUUCUGGGCGUUCCCCAUGAACCCCUCCGGCAUCUUCAUCACCCACCAUUACUAUGACAACGUCAAGCCGCGCCCGGGCUUCCACGCCAUGCCUCACGAAAUCUUCAACUUCAUUCACAUGCAUACUCGCGGGAUCAUCCACGUGCACACGGGGCAGUGCACGUGAUCCCUCACUCCUCUGCUUUAAUGUUGAAAGCACCGUUGAUAUCUUUUUUAUUUUACAUGUCAUGUUUUAUGUCAGUGAAUGAGUCAGUUCACUAUUUCCUCCGUGUUUAAAAAGAGAGUCAACCACACAUUGAAGGUUGCUUGCUUCACCUACCGACAUACUUCUCUUUUAGAUGCAUACCUGAGGUCGUUUAUUUAGCCAAUCAAAUCACUCUGGCUCUCUUUGACUGUCGGACCAUAGGAUGCUUGUUUUUAAUGUGAAAAGUGGUCUUCUUAGUGAUGUUGUUUUGUGAAGUUUUCUAGUGGCUCUGCUGUACAGAGGUAUUGUUUUUCUACUCAACGUUGCACAGAAUAUUUAUGCUGAAAUGGGGCAGCCUGGGUGUCUUUGUGCUGCCUCAUUGCCCCCUCUCUUCUUCUUCUUCUAUUUCCUCUUCUCCUCUCUUUAUCUCGGACACUCUGUGGGUGUGGCAGCUUUUAAUGUUUGUGUAAAACAAAGCCUGAACCUUGAUAUCAAGCUAACAUUUAAAAGAAAAUAAUAAAAUUGUAACAUCCAACUGUCUCCUUUUUAGAUCUAUUUCCUAUUCACCAGAUUAAUUUGGUGAAUAUUUUAAAACAUUGUUAAAAUGGCCUGUUUUCUGUGGCCUCCCCUUUAAAAUUUCCGGUUUGAAAAAUGUGGCACAUGAGAAGAAGCAAUGUUUUUUCUUCCUUUUUCCUUUUGGCUUCGUCAUGAUUUUGGACAAAAGCCAGAUAAAUAUUUUGCAGCGACACCUAGUGCAGCGAAACGUUUGACUUCAUCCAAUUUGUAGAGCAACAGAGCACUGUUGAGUGACCCAGCCUCUCGCCGUCAUCCUUGUCUUAAGCCAUGCUGCCUUAGGAGAUAUUAAACCCUUCUCUUUGAUAUGCAGUGCACCCAUGCGUUUCGCUUGUCUUCAAAUGCAUCAACAUCCACCUAAAGCGUAGCUGGUCUCUUGAAUGAAAAAGACGUUUUAAGACUCUUUGAGGUGUAGACGCUCAUGUGCAACUUAUAUUCUAUUGGAAUUAGUGAAGUCUGAACACCGUUCAUAAUCAUGUAAUGCUCUGCAUGACUUUACUCUGUACUUGGCUUUGUGUGUGCCUGCUUCAAUGAUCACUAAAAUAUGUUUACACUUAAGCCUCUACUGAAUCUCACAGUCGUUGGAGAUAUGUACAUGAACUUUGUCACGGAAACACAAACGGUUUUGUUGAAGUGAAUUGUAUAAUAGUGGAUGCGGUUCCUACUGAUUAAAGAUGCAAGAAUGAAGACGGUUGUCGCCCUUUUGUGAAGCGGUACAACACUUUUAUGUAUACUGUGUUAAGUUAUUUCCCCUUUGAACUGUGGUCUAUUUGCACUCAAGAAGGCAUUGUGCAUUUAACUUGUGCACGUGAACGCAUCGUGGGUUUUCACUGUUUAUUUUGUUGUACACAUCACAAGUUUUUUAGAGACUGUGAAUCAAUUUUUUUUGUUCAUAUGUUCAUGCUUGGCUGAGCACUUGUCAAAUAUCAACCAUUUGUAUUUGAAAAUAUUGCUAACAAUAUUGAGACAUGUCGUUCCAUUUAUUUACAUUAACUCAAGUGAUACGAGUUUAGCAAAUAUCAACACCAAAAAUAUUUUGGAUUGACCACAAAUUGUUGUGCAGACACAAGUGAAUCAAGAUCAGUAAAAGAAAGGAACCCUGGUGUGUGUGCAGAAUGAAGGUAAUAUAUAUAACACAGUGCUUCUUAACUGACUCUGGAUAUUUCUUUAUACUGGUAUAGUGUUUGUAAAUAAACUUGUUUGGAUUUUC